This is a messenger RNA of Gallus gallus (chicken), 521 nucleotides long. It is a transcript of the gene RPL27A, whose product is annotated as ribosomal protein L27a. The transcript is spliced from 5 exons. Gene Ontology annotation, molecular function: structural constituent of ribosome. Gene Ontology annotation, cellular component: cytosolic large ribosomal subunit; ribosome. Gene Ontology annotation, biological process: translation. NCBI's taxonomy places the organism in Eukaryota, Metazoa, Chordata, Aves, Galliformes, Phasianidae. The coding region runs from base 27 to 473 and encodes 148 amino acids. The record is from RefSeq and is marked validated.
UCUCUGCCAUCGCGCACGCUGACAAGAUGCCUUCCAGACUGCGGAAGACCAGGAAGCUGAGGGGACACGUCAGCCACGGGCACGGCCGCAUCGGCAAACACAGGAAGCAUCCUGGAGGCCGUGGUAAUGCUGGUGGUAUGCACCAUCACAGGAUUAACUUUGAUAAAUAUCACCCUGGCUACUUUGGAAAAGUAGGCAUGAGGCACUAUCACUUGAAGAGGAACCAAAAGUUCUGUCCCACUGUCAACUUGGAUAAACUGUGGACCCUUGUAACUGAACAGACAAGACUCAAUUAUGCAAAAAACCAGGCUGGACUGGCCCCAGUCAUCGAUGUUGUGCGCUCAGGUUACUACAAAGUCCUGGGCAAGGGCAAGCUGCCCAAGCAGCCUGUAAUUGUGAAAGCCAAGUUCUUCAGUAGAAGAGCAGAGGAGAAGAUCAAAGAAGUUGGUGGUGCCUGUGUGCUUGUGGCAUAAAGGCCUUUGUUUUAUUUCAACUUUUUGAAUAAAGACCAAUGUGUAAAA